UCUGUGAGAAGGGUUGAGUAUCGGGAUCGGGAUCGAGCUCGAGAGCGGUAUCGGUUUCGGGAUGGAACCGCUGUGCAAUGCCAGCGAACCGCCGCUGCGGCCGGAGGCUCGAACUUCCGGUAGCGGAGAGCUGCAGUUCCUCGGCUGGAACGUGCCACCGGAUCAGAUCCAGUACAUACCGGAGCACUGGCUGACGCAGCUGGAGCCGCCCGCCUCCAUGCACUACAUGCUGGGCGUCUUCUACAUCUUCCUCUUCUGCGCCUCGACGGUGGGCAACGGCAUGGUGAUUUGGAUCUUCAGCACAUCAAAGUCGCUUCGUACUCCCUCCAAUAUGUUUGUCCUGAAUCUGGCCGUCUUCGAUCUGAUCAUGUGCCUUAAGGCGCCGAUCUUCAUCUACAACAGCUUCCAUCGGGGAUUCGCUUUGGGAAAUACCUGGUGCCAGUUAUUCGCAGCCAUUGGCUCCUAUUCGGGCAUCGGAGCUGGGAUGACAAACGCGGCCAUUGGAUACGAUCGUUUCAAUGUUAUCACCAAGCCGAUGAACAGGAACAUGACAUUUACAAAGGCGGUGGUAAUGAACAUUAUCAUCUGGCUGUACUGCACGCCAUGGGUUGUCCUACCGCUGACACAGUUCUGGGAUCGAUUCGUGCCAGAGGGCUAUCUCACCUCUUGCUCGUUUGACUAUCUCUCGGACAACUUCGACACUCGCCUCUUUGUGGGCACGAUCUUCUUCUUUAGCUUUGUGUGUCCCACUCUAAUGAUCCUGUACUACUACUCACAGAUCGUGGGCCACGUCUUCAGCCACGAGAAGGCUCUGAGAGAGCAGGCCAAGAAGAUGAACGUGGAGUCGCUGCGCUCUAACGUGGACAAGAGCAAGGAGACUGCAGAGAUCCGCAUAGCCAAGGCGGCCAUCACCAUCUGCUUCUUGUUCUUUGUAUCCUGGACACCGUAUGGUGUGAUGUCGCUGAUUGGAGCAUUCGGAGAUAAGAGCCUACUGACUCCGGGAGCCACCAUGAUCCCGGCCUGCACCUGCAAGCUGGUGGCUUGCAUAGAUCCUUUCGUGUACGCCAUUUCACAUCCGAGAUACCGUAUGGAGCUGCAGAAACGGUGCCCCUGGCUGGGCGUCAACGAGAAGUCCGGCGAAGCCUCCUCGGCGCAGUCAACCACGACCCAGGAGCAGCAGCAUACCACAGCAGCUUAGAACUGACAAAGGACUAUUCUUACUCAAUCUAUCUCGUAAUACAACAGCCUUGGGAAAACUAUAAAGGAUUUGAUCAAUCCAAAACUAUGGAAUAACGAGCGAUAUAUUUUUGUUUUAUAAUUUGUAGUGAACUUUCCUGAGUUUAUAAUAAAUAAGUAGCACGUUAUGGCAAAGUAUAAA
Molecule: messenger RNA, 1378 nt
Organism: Drosophila serrata
Lineage: Eukaryota; Metazoa; Arthropoda; Insecta; Diptera; Drosophilidae
Gene: Rh4
Product: Rhodopsin 4
Biological process (GO): G protein-coupled receptor signaling pathway; visual perception
Cellular component (GO): membrane
Molecular function (GO): G protein-coupled receptor activity
Source: RefSeq, a predicted model, not a curated record